Messenger RNA from Oncorhynchus kisutch (coho salmon), 2532 nucleotides. RefSeq lists its product as uncharacterized. NCBI's taxonomy places the organism in Eukaryota, Metazoa, Chordata, Actinopteri, Salmoniformes, Salmonidae. The transcript has a single exon. Bases 30 to 1196 code for a protein of 388 amino acids. The record is from RefSeq and is a predicted model, not a curated record.
GGAAUUGUUAUUAUUAGCUCCUUGCAAACAUGGCGGAGGUCAGACUGAAAUUUAGUAAUGGAGUCUACAGAAUUCUUCAAAAUACAUAUCAUCAGUUGCCUCUGAGGAUUGAGGGCAACCAAGCUAAAGGCGCAAUACAAGCCAGAAGCUUGCUGACAGAAUAUCGGUCUGGCGAAGCUCAAGAUGACCAUGAUAAUACAGCCCGGGUCCAGUUGCCGUUUCUCGGAAUUCCUGAGGAGACUUUAAGAACUGAGAACUCAAGGUGCCUCAGCAGACUCACCGAAGGUGGAUUUAAGAUUGGAUUUUGCCACGACCUUAUAUCAAAAUGCGGUGAGGGGGUAUUACAGUUAAGUUAUUCCUCCAUGCAGAACCUGUCGGACAGUGAGAAUAUAAUAAGACUCGAUAGUGCUUCAAGGUGGUUUUAUCUCAGUUCACCUCACCUGGCCGACACACAAGUCCAUGUUAUUGCCUCUAGAGCUUCAAGCUGGAUAAGAAACGGUCUCGUGACGGCCACCAUAACUCAAACCAGGCGCGAGCAGAGAAGAUCUCUAUGUAUGGUGCGAUUUGCCAUCGGACAGUCGAGCUUUAGUUUGCGACAGUCUCAUGAGCAGUUAUUUGUGAGAGCUUAUGGCAACGGCAACAUGUCUGAGCCCCUAUAUAAAAGCAGAACGGCAUAUUAUGAAAUCCUCCAGGUGUCUCCAACCGCCACGCAAGCUCAGAUCAAGACGGCUUACUACAAGCAGUCUUUCGUCUACCACCCAGAUAAGAAUGCAGGCAGUGAGGAGGCUACGAACCGCUUCUCCAACAUCAGCGAGGCUUACAACGUGUUGGGCAACAAGGGGCUGAGGAAGAAAUACGACCGAGGCAUUCUGAGUCAGGGAGACGUUACUGGAGCGAGCAAACCUUCCGCGAAGGACACCAAGAGCUCCUCAUCUCAGCCAACGAGGGAGGCACGCCAGACUUCCGCCUUGGGGAUAGACAGCAAGAACAUUUUCGAUUUUGACAACUUCAUCAAAUCCCACUAUAAAUCCCAGCUCAUGAGAGAGGAGGAGCUGCGAGUUAGGAAGGAAGAGAUUAUGAGGAAGAAAGAGGCCAUCAAAGAUCAGGAGAUGGGCAAGAUGAUGGAGAUGGCUGUGGGAGUGUUGGUCAUAAUAGCAGUGUCUAUUCUGGUCAACUUGAAACGGGGAGGAAAUUGAUUUUGCAAACUGACGCUGGACAAGCAUAGGAUGGUAUUCUUUUCAUCCACACUAUAGGAUUUAUAUGGGAAGGCUGAGUGCAAUGGUAAAGGACAUGCCUUGUGCCAAAUUGACACACCCUGGACUGGUUUCCAUCUGUUCCAUUCUUGCUGUAUCCAGAUGCCCAAAUGAAAGCUGUUUAACCUAAGAAUAUAUGUCAAUAAUAAUACUGUAAUAGAUGCUGAUGAUUGAGUGAUUACUGGUGCUUUGGGUUGAGCUGUUCCACAAUCACAAGACUGCACUGUAUCACUUGUGUGUUCGCAUAUAGUUCACUAGAAAAUAUAAUAUUUAAAUUGGAAAUUGUUGGAAGUUUGAUGUAGGAAGUGAUGCAGUGAGGAACCAAAGCAUAUUGGUUUAGGCCUAUAUUGCAGUUUUGAUUGAUUCUGCAGUGUUGAAUGAAUUGCAGAACGGUGCAAUGGUUAAUUAGGCUAACGUUCAAUAUGGUGCUAUGAUUCAUCUUGGCUUUUAAAAAGUUGUGAAAAGUGAAUUUUAUGUCAUGAGCACAGUUUUAAGUGUGGGAAGUAAGCUGAUGAUACCUGGCUGCACAAGUUUGGACCUUGGCAUCAGAUAGCUCUUGAUCAUGAGUCUCAGUUCCAUUACAUUACACAUAAGAGUCAUUGGAUGAAGGCGUCUUCUGUAGGGGAGUUUUGUUAAGAUCCCAGCUGCUCGGUCUGAACAUUAACACGCAUCGCUUCCGAUACAGUUUUGAAAGCAUAAGGAUCUUAUCUUUCAUAUCAGUGAGAAAUACUUUUAAAAAAGGUUACAUUGAUACACACCUUAAUAGGAUUAUGGUUCCCACACAGGCAUAUCUCCAUUUUACAGCACUUGUUCAAGGAAAACAGAUGGAAGCUAUCUAUUAGCUAUCUAGCAUGCUCUGAACACCUGUGCGUAAGCGUAACUCGGGAAGUGUAGUAGAAGUUUAAUUUCAUCGGAUGGAGGCACCCAUAGAUGUAUGGAUCUGUGCAAGCAGUUGUAGCUGGGUGAAAAGGUGCUUUUGAGAAAACGUUUGGUAAUUCAGUUUAGAUGAGACUCCUGCAACGGACUAGUGCACUGAAGGGCCCUAGUUGGGCUUCUGUACUGGGCUCCUGUACAGAAAUAAUAAAAAUGGAACCUAAGAUCAGUAAGAGACAAGAUAACUUUGUGUACAGUAAAUUAGUUGAAAUGUGCCUUGAUGAUAUUUGAAGUAAGAACAUGUAUGGCCAAUCUCAUGUCAUUUUCCCUGCCUCAACACUUUUAAUGUAUUUAAGAUGAAUAAAUGAUUUAAAAAGUGUGCUUAUGGAAGCACAUGAAAAAGGAA